Molecule: messenger RNA, 1044 nt
Organism: Filobasidium floriforme
Lineage: Eukaryota; Fungi; Basidiomycota; Tremellomycetes; Filobasidiales; Filobasidiaceae
Exons: 2
Coding region: 1-1044 (347 amino acids)
Source: RefSeq, a predicted model, not a curated record
AUGGAAUUCCAUAAGAACGUCGACAUAGAACAGCUGCAACCUAUGAGUAGCUACAGGAUUGUGGAAUCGAAUCAGAGGACGAGCUGCACCUUCGCACCGUGGGAGCGAGCGACAGAGGGGGAUCGGGCGAGCAUUGCGGGCCACGGUGUUAUGGCUACCCGCAACUCGCUACUCGUUACUCGACUUACCUAUCAGAUUGAGGGAGACCUGCUUCUGACUUGCGACCUCCUUCAAACGUUACUGCAGAAGAUCGACAGUAGUGAAGAGGCCGUUCAUGACGAGGCUGUUCGUCAGGUCGUAGAGAUGAUCAAUGAGGCCUUGAAGGUCUUCUCGAGAUCAACAUCGCUCUCGGCGACGGGUCUAUAUCGUGCCUUCGCCAAGGGGAAAUCGUGGCUGGUCAUUGAAGGAUCCACCUUAGACAAGCACCUCCUCUUCGCCCUACAUCGCAUGGUGAAAAAGACGGGGGGUAUCAAAGGUCUGUUCGUUCAUGUCGACCCCGGCCGCUCUGGUCCUGCAAGCCACUUGAUCAAGUUCCCAAUGUCAAAGAUCAAGAUGGUCAACUAUGAGGUUGUGGAGGUUCUGGCUCCCCUGUUUGUGCGGGAACCCUGCCCGCUCUCGGUCGAAACGAAGGAGCAUCACUUCGUGGUCGAGUUCGGGAUACUUGCAGGUGCUUUCGUUACCGCUACGGAUGCAAUCUGGCCGGAUUGGAAGGCAGCGACGGCGACCGCAGCAGCGACCCAGGCUCAGCUGCGCUCGCUUGUCCCGAUAGGCGAGCUGUCAUCGUUCAUGAUCAAGACGACGGUUGCGGGUCCGCUUGUCAUCGCUGGCCCUUCCGAACGGGUGAAGGAACAGAGCGGCGAGGAAAAGGACAAGGAGCGUAAGAAACGGCAGGCCAAACGUCGCGCUAUCGAGAGGAGAAGGGAGAAAGCCGAGCAGAGGUGGAAAGAUCAGCUCGCAAAGUUGGCGGCGGAAGAUGAGGAGGACGACAAGGUGAAGGGCGACGGCGAGGUGAAUGAUGAUGAAGAGGAUGAGCUUGCGCCUUGA